Molecule: messenger RNA, 2945 nt
Organism: Trichoderma citrinoviride
Lineage: Eukaryota; Fungi; Ascomycota; Sordariomycetes; Hypocreales; Hypocreaceae
Exons: 1
Source: RefSeq, a predicted model, not a curated record
AUGGACCGCGCUCGCCGCGCAGCAAACAGCCGCCGCAAGCCCCAGGGAGCCUCUUCGUCUCCGCCGUCCGCGACUGCGUCGGCCUCUGCGUCUGCCUCUGCGUCGGCCUCGGACGCCUCGCGGGAGCGGCAUCAGUCGUCGGCCAGUCCCAUCAUGGCGCAUGCCACUAACACUCCCCAAACCGCACCGCAAGGCCGGCGCGCCAACAAAGCCCUUCAGCCUGCCUUUACCUUUUCCACCCCAGGCCCUGUCCGGCCGUCGACGCUGAGGAAGAGGUCCAAGACCAUGGACGACUACGCCGUGGCCGACGACGACUUUGAAAACGACAGCAGCCCCAAAAAGGGCGGUCACAGCCUGCGCAAACGCGCGCGUGUCGACUACACCCUGGAGCAGGUUGACGACGACGGUGACUUUGCGGCGGCUGCCUCUGCUGCCUCUGCUGCCUCUGCCUCUGCCCCUGCCUCUGUCAAUACCGCUCCCUCAGCCUCAGCCUCGGCGACGGCAGCGGCAGCGGCAUCAUCGUCUUCUUCAGCCUCGCGCAACGGCAAGAAGCGCCGCACGGAGAGCUCCAACUACGACUCUGAGGACUUCUACGGACCCAACCCCAAGCGGCGAGGCGUCUCCGUGGACGCUGACACGCCCUCGAGCCGCCGCCGCUCGUCCGCCCGCAAGCUGCUCGAGGCCAAAGCCUACAAGGACGACGUCGACGACGACGAAAAGGACGUCCAGGACACCAUUGAGGUCGGCGUCACGGCCUUUGCAGGCCCGGACGAGUCUCCCUCGGACGCCUCGUCUGCAGACCUGUCUCUGCCUCUGUCUGCCGGCCCACAAAAAUCUACACCCGUGCAGCCAGUCUCUGAGCAGCAGCAACAGCAACAGCAGCAUGACAGCACGACUCUUGCCGGCCUCGCCGAGCAGCAGCAGCAGCAUCACGACGCUCAUGAUCCGGCCUCAAUUGCGUCUCCCAUUGCCGCGGAUUCCACUGCCGACAUGGCCGCUGUUUCUGCCACCACCGGCUCUAUCAAGCCUCGCUCACACUCACCCUCUCACUCGCCCUCUCACUCGCCCUCACCCGCAGCCGCUCACCCGCCAUCCGUGUCCGUGCACGCGCCACACCUCACCACCGCACCAGCCUCAGACCCUCCUGAAGGCCCGGCCCAGCCACAACUCAAAUCGCAAGCCCGCGACGCCACAGUUGUGCCCUUGUCUGCUUUGGACGUUACAGUUCAGGGCGACAACUCGCUAGCACAGCAGCCAGAGGCAGAGGCAGAGUCCAGCACACAUAUAAAGAAUGGCAUCGACGACCCGCGGGCCUCUGAGGAACCCGUGCAGUCUGUUGACUCUCUGCAUCCUCCAUCCGCGCUGCCUUCGUCGCCGCGUCUCGCAUCGCGGACUGCGGCAGACGACGCUUACACGCCUGUGGCACCCGCCGCUGACAAAGACACUGACGCUGAAGCCGCUGCACCUCUCGAGCCGCCUCUCCAACUUCCCGAAAAGGAAAUUCGCCAGGGCCGCGCUGUAGAGCCGCAGGACAGCGAGACGCCUGCCCAGCCGCGGCCUCGGUCUCAGUCUCAGUCUCAGCCGGAGCCUCAAUUGGUGCCUCAGCCUGCUGCGUCCGCCUCGGCUUCCAUCGAUGAGCAGCCAUACUAUCCUUCGGCUGCCGCUCACCUGUUUACCGUGUCUGCCCCAUUGGCGCAGCACCCUCAACCUGAGCCUGAGGCUCAGCCUCAACUUCAACUUCAGGCUCAUCACCAAGAUUCCCAGGAUCAAGAUCGAUAUCAAGAUCAAGAUCAAGAUCAGCCUCAUACCCCUGCACCCGACAUGUGCACCAACACUCAAGAGCAGUCUUCGGAGCAAGACUCCAAGACACCCAGCCCCGUGCCGGCCGUGGCCAUAUCUGUGACCGUCGCGAGCUCUCCAGCCUCUCCCACCACGUCUGGUUUCGACUCGGCCAUUAUGGAAGCUUCGCAGUCGACAAGCGCCGAUACGAAGUGCGCCGACCAUCUCGUGCCACAGUCCGAGGGCGACGUCGUCACCGCUCAGCCAUUGGCAGAUGGCGAGAUAGAAGACUCAGCAGCGGAUCCCGCAAGCCGAGCAUCGCAGGCUCUCUCCGAGCAAGACGCAUCGCCCCGUGCUUACAAGCCUACUGGCAAAUGGAGCCACCUCACCCCGUACAUUGAAGGAGAAUAUGUCUGGUAUCCCGAGAAGAAGGCGGCCCAAGAAGACGAGGCCGCCGCCAACGAGGACCCGGCUGCCGAUGAACUGGAGCCGGUCGUCGAGGACAACGACGACGUGGCCGACGCCACUGGCACGGGAGCGCCCACCAACGCGCUCAACACACCCCUGCGAGGAUCACCCGUUCUCGACUCAAUGGAUCCCACUGCUUACAACUCUCCCGCCGUUGUGGGAGAGGACGGCGACGAAGUGGACGUUUCCGAAGAGGCGCCCGAGCGUAGCCGAUCAUUCCGCUACCGCAAACUCAGGUCGCCCGAGGAGUUCAUCGAAAUCUUCAAGGACUAUCAAAACAUGCCGACGGACGAACUCGCGGAAGCUCUGAACGUCGUCACAACUGCCAUGGCUUACUGGCAAGACGAGUGGAACUGCCUCGGCCAAGAGGUUGACGACUACGAAAACUCGCUUCGCCGCCGCGCGGCAGAUGUCAAGUACGAGAACCGCACACGCAACCUGAAUCAGCAAGGCAUCAGCUGGGAGGAGCCCGAGUUUGUCGUCAAGGGCUACAGGGCCAAGGACAAAGAAGGCAUGAAUGAGACGCGCUACCUCCAGAGCCAAGACAAGAUCAUGGCUGCCGCCUACGGCUUCGAGUAUGAUCCGCACCCAUCCAAGAUUGGUCGCCAGAAUCCCGAGACCCAGCAGGCGGGCAUCAUGACGCGCGGCCGUUCGCUGCGCAACCAGCCCAAGCCCACGGCCAAGGCCACCGAGGCGGA